AUGGUGAAAACAACAAUCUCCUUAACAGCCCAAGAUGUGAUCAAGGAAAAACCAAUCACACUCUACUCCCCACAAAACCCGACCCCGACCCAGUCGAUAUUCUUGUCCAACAUCGACCUGGCUGUGACUUUCCCGGUCGAGACGGUAUUUUUCUAUGAGGCUCUGCCGAACGGGGUCCACGGAUCAACGGCGGAUGUUGCCCGAAGGCUGAAGAGGGCAGUGGAGGAAGUGCUUUUGGUGCCUUACUAUUUCAUGGCUGGCCGGCUCAGCUUCAACGACGAGACCAAGAGGGUCGAGCUCGUGUGCAACAAUGCCGGGGCCGUGUUUGUGAGCGCAAAAACGAGACUUUCGCUCGAGGAUCUCGGUAAUCUUUCCCAGCCGAACCCGACUUUUCACCGGCUCGUUCACCGGCCGGGGCUGUAUACAAGCCUCGCGGAAACUGCAGUUUUCACUAUUCAGGCAAACGGAUUUCAUGAUAUGCACUAUAUAUACCAACUUGUGAUUAAUCCAUGA
Messenger RNA from Striga hermonthica, 513 nucleotides. The record is from the annotation of a GenBank genome assembly. NCBI's taxonomy places the organism in Eukaryota, Viridiplantae, Streptophyta, Magnoliopsida, Lamiales, Orobanchaceae.